Messenger RNA from Morchella importuna, 972 nucleotides. RefSeq lists its product as uncharacterized. The record is from RefSeq and is a predicted model, not a curated record. Lineage: Eukaryota; Fungi; Ascomycota; Pezizomycetes; Pezizales; Morchellaceae. The transcript has 2 exons. Gene Ontology annotation, biological process: phospholipid metabolic process. Gene Ontology annotation, molecular function: phosphatidate phosphatase activity. The coding region runs from base 1 to 972 and encodes 323 amino acids.
AUGGCGCCCCGAACCCAGACCGCACCCGCAAGCACCUACCUCCCCCGCCUGCUCCUCGUCUACGCCGCCGACUGGGCCCUCAUCAUCGCCACCAUCGCCUUCGCCGGCUCCAUGUCCUUCUGGGCCACCCCCUCCGCCCGCCCCUUCUCCCUCGCCGACCCCAGCAUCGCCUACCCCUACCAGACCCACGCCAAGAUCUCCACCCCCCUUCUCGUCGUCCUCGCGGGCCUCAUCCCCGCGAUCGCCUGCGUCGCCGUCCCGCUGCUGCUCUCGCCCUCGGCCGCCACGGCGAAGCGCAGGAUCUACGCGGCCAACAAGGCCCUGCUGGGCCUGCUGCUGAGCAUUGCCAUGGCCAUGCUGCUGACGGACGCGCUCAAGAACCUGAUGGGGAAGCCGCGGCCGGAUAUGAUUUCGCGGUGUGCGCCGGCCGAGGAGUUUUUGGCGGCGGCGCAGACGGGGUGGGGGUUGGUGAGCUGGGAGGUGUGUGGGAAUUUGGGGAGUAAGCAGCUGGCGGACGGGUUUAGGAGCUUUCCGAGUGGGCAUGCUAGUAUGAGUUUCGCUGGCCUGACAUACACAUCCCUCUUCCUCGCCUCCUUCAUCUUCAGCAUGCAGAUGCCCUUCGCGCGCACCAUCACGGCCUUCUCCUCCUCCACCGGGAGCGCCUCAUCCGCCGCGCCAUCAGCGCACCCGAAAGUGCCGCAGAUGCUGAGUUUUGCGGUUGUGGCGACGCCGAUGCUGCUGGCGACAUAUGUGGCGUCGACGCGGUGGAGCGACUACCGCCACCACGGGUUCGACGUGCUGUUUGGCAGCUUUGAGGGGAUCGUGUGUGCGCUCGUGGGGUGGGGGUGGUAUGGUGUUUUCUCGUGCCGCAGGGAGGGGGCUGCGGAGAGGGAGAGUGCGGAGGAGGUGGAGAUGAUGACGGGUGGGUUUGGGACGAAGGGGGGGCAGGGGGGCGCGGAUAGGUAUGUGUAG